Rattus norvegicus (Norway rat) is the source of this 1790-nucleotide messenger RNA. RefSeq names its product F-box protein 22 (gene Fbxo22). Lineage: Eukaryota; Metazoa; Chordata; Mammalia; Rodentia; Muridae. Gene Ontology annotation, cellular component: nucleus; cytoplasm. The record is from RefSeq and is marked provisional.
GCCUCCGUAGGGCUUUCGGGCCGGUAGACGAGGAAUGGAGCCAGCAGGCGGCGGCUCCUCCUCCACAGAUCCGCGAGGCACCUAUGUGCUGAGUAACCUUGCGGAGGUGGUGGAGCGUGUGUUUACCUUCCUGCCGGCCAAAGCGUUGCUUCGGGUAGCCGGAGUAUGCCGCCUGUGGAGAGAGUGUGUGCGUAGAGUGCUGCGGACCCAUCGCAGCGUGACCUGGAUCUCCGCGGGUGUGGCGGAGGCGGGCCACCUGGAGGGACAUUGCUUGGUCCGCGUGGUAGCUGAAGCGCUUGAGAAUGUCCGCAUCUUACCACGGACAGUUCUCUACAUGGCAGAUUCUGAAACGUUCAUCAGCCUGGAGGAGUGCCGGGGCCAUAAAAGAGCAAGGAAAAGAACUACUAUGGAGACAGCAUGUGCCCUGGAGAAGCUGUUCCCCAAACAGUGUCAGGUCCUUGGGAUUGUGACCCCAGGAAUUGUAGUGACUCCAAUGGGAUCAGGUAGCAAUCGGCCUCAGGAAAUAGAAAUUGGAGAAUCUGGUUUUGCUUUAUUAUUCCCUCAAAUUGAAGGAAUAAAAAUUCAACCCUUUCAUUUUAUUAAGGACCCCAAGAAUUUAACUCUCGAAAGACAUCAACUUACUGAAGUGGGUCUUCUGGAUAACCCCGAACUCCGUGUGGUUCUUGUCUUUGGCUAUAACUGCUGUAAGGUGGGAGCCAGUAAUUACCUGCACCGGGUGGUCAGCACUUUCAGCAACAUGAACAUCAUCUUGGCUGGAGGCCAGGUGGACAACUUGUCUUCACUGACUUGUGAGAAGAACCCUCUGGAUAUUGACGCCACAGGUGUGGUCGGACUGUCAUUUAGUGGGCACCGAAUCCAGAGUGCCACGGUUCUCCUCAAUGAGGAUGUAAAUGAUACCAAGACCGCUGAGGCCGCCAUGCAGCGCCUCAAAGCAGCCAACAUCCCUGAACAGAACACCAUUGGCUUCAUGUUUGCGUGUGUUGGCCGAGGCUUUCAGUACUACAGAGCCAAGGGGAAUGUUGAGGCUGAUGCAUUUAGAAAGUUUUUUCCCAAUGUCCCCUUAUUUGGCUUCUUUGGAAAUGGGGAGAUCGGCUGCGACCGGAUAGUCACUGGGAACUUUAUCCUGAGGAGGUGUAAUGAGGUGAAGGAGGAGGAUCUGUUCCAUAGCUACACAACCAUCAUGGCUCUCGUUCACCUGGGGGCCUCCAAGUGAGCCGCCUUGUUGAGUGGAUUUCACAUUAUGUAACUUUGGGGCUUUCUCUUUUUUAGAAAAAUGGAAUCUCGGAUACAAAUAUUUUAAACAAAACUAGCUAUUGUGUGUUUUGUAGCUUUGAUUGAUGCUCUGAGGUCACUCCGGGAUGAUUUUUUAAUACGCAGAUGAAGGACAGCGUUAACAUUGUGAGCACACAAGUCAAGAAAUGAGGCUGUUGUUAGUGCAAGCAGCCGCUGUGGCUGAACAGAUUCUGCGGCCACUGCGUAAGUGCCCUGGGAGGUUGAGAGGCCACCCGGAAGGUGGAGGUUCAAGUAGUGGUUGGUGACUUUUAGCAGAAUCAUGAGAAAAUUAAAGAAAUGGUUUGAGAAGUCUUUCUCUGCUUUUCUGUUUUUUACAGAAGCUGUAACAAAUAUUACUGACUGUUCACUUUUUUUGAGAGUUAGUGUUUUCCUCUUCCUAGUAAAGAGACUGCAAGGGAACAGUCUUUAUCACAUAAUUCUGAAAAUCAUAUCACCAUAUUUUGGUUUUACACCAAUAAAAUAUACUUGAAAACCCA